UUGCUUAAGGAUGACAUGUUGAAUGUUCUCCUACAAGUUUCCAUUAAUGGACCAACCUUGGCUGACGCAGACAGCAUAAUUCAAGAUGCUACAAAGCAUUGGCUGAAUGACAAAUCAAGGUACAAAUUGAAACGAGUGAACCAGCCACGACAACCCCCAAAGGAGAAUGCGGAACUACCACGUGCUGCCUUUUUCUCUGCUGCAACCCAAACUGACAUAGUAAUUGACUUGAAUAAGGAGGCGGAGGAAGAAGAACAGAGUAAAGAACAAGAAGCAGAGAUGAUAGUCGCAGAGAGCUUAGGUUUGGCUGGUGAAGACUGCACAGAACAAAACAUAUCAGACGAAGAUUCAGGCCUUGACUCUGUUUCUGAGGAUGAGUUUUAGCCAUGCCCCACUCUCGCCUUGAAUUAUCUGACUGCUUUAUUAGAUAAUUAUUAGCUAAAAUAUCUCAAAAGAUUUAUGUGAUUGAUGAAUCAAAUAGGUCAUAUUCGUAUUUUUGUUGCAAAAUUUCAUAUGAUGUAACAGAAAAGGGCUGCAUUUUAUUAAAUACGUUGUCAUUUCUUGUGUUUGUGAAGCCUGUUCAUCUGCUUCAUUUGGGCAACCAAAAUGCACCAGAUUGCGUCUCAGAGCACUUAAUUUUUCAAAAUUUUCCGGGGGGGGCAUGCCCCCG
Molecule: messenger RNA, 670 nt
Organism: Stylophora pistillata
Lineage: Eukaryota; Metazoa; Cnidaria; Anthozoa; Scleractinia; Pocilloporidae
Product: zinc finger protein 862
Source: RefSeq, a predicted model, not a curated record